Messenger RNA from Didymosphaeria variabile, 597 nucleotides. RefSeq lists its product as uncharacterized. Lineage: Eukaryota; Fungi; Ascomycota; Dothideomycetes; Pleosporales; Didymosphaeriaceae. The record is from RefSeq and is a predicted model, not a curated record. The transcript has a single exon. The coding region runs from base 1 to 597 and encodes 198 amino acids.
AUGCCAGCUUCCCCUGCGCGGCCACCACCCGCGGUUCCAGACGACGAGAGAGCGCGGCUGCGCGAAUUCACUUUGUUCCCCACAGAAGACCCAUUUGCGCCGGAACCACCAACUUCACAUCAAGCCAUCGAUCCCACACGGCCAGCUGUACGUCGCGAAGAGGACUACUUCCAGGAUAGGCCCUUCUACGAACAUGAUCCCGACGCAAUAACACCACUCCCUACGAGCCCGCGUGGACCAAUACCCUCACCAUGGAAGAAGCCCGCGCUGCAAAUCGGUCCUGAUGUGCCAUCUCCUCCACACCCCCGGAACGUCACGGCUACUGCCGUCAAGCCGCAACCGACACGUCAGGCAUCGACAAGAAGUGUGGCCAGCAAUGCAACUUUCUCGACGCCUGGACGAGAUGAGAUGGAGCGCAAGAUGGGCCACGCGGACGAAGGUCCCUUUGGGACUGCGAAGGGGGUGCAGGAGCUUGCUGAGAGGCGAAGGCAGAUUAGUGGAGCCAAGAGCGUGAGCCAGAGGUUCGAGGCCGCGGGGAAGAGAGGAAAUAAGGAGGAUGAAGAGCGUGGAGGGUUGUGUAAAUGUGUGGCCAUGUGA